Aquila chrysaetos chrysaetos is the source of this 4721-nucleotide messenger RNA. It is a transcript of the gene RAP2B, whose product is annotated as RAP2B, member of RAS oncogene family. The transcript has a single exon. The record is from RefSeq and is a predicted model, not a curated record. The coding region runs from base 227 to 778 and encodes 183 amino acids. Gene Ontology annotation, cellular component: plasma membrane. Gene Ontology annotation, biological process: Rap protein signal transduction; negative regulation of cell migration. NCBI's taxonomy places the organism in Eukaryota, Metazoa, Chordata, Aves, Accipitriformes, Accipitridae. Gene Ontology annotation, molecular function: GDP binding; GTPase activity; GTP binding.
CGGGGCUGGCCCGGCGCGGCUCCGUGAGGCGCGGCUCCGUGAGGCGCGGCCGCCCCUUCCCCGCCCCGGCGGGCUCCGCGCGGCGCCAGUGAGCGCCCGGCGGGGCGUGCGCGCCCCUCCUUCCCUCCUUCCCUCCCUCCCUCCCUCUCUCUCUCCGCCCGCCGUGAGGGCGGGAGGGAAGCGGCAGCCCCGAGCGGGAGGCGAGGGAGGCGGCGCGCCGGGAGCCAUGCGGGAGUACAAGGUGGUGGUGCUGGGCUCGGGCGGCGUGGGCAAGUCCGCCCUCACCGUCCAGUUCGUGACGGGCUCCUUCAUCGAGAAGUAUGACCCCACCAUCGAGGACUUCUACCGCAAGGAGAUCGAGGUGGACUCCUCGCCGUCGGUGCUGGAGAUCCUGGACACGGCGGGCACCGAGCAGUUCGCCUCCAUGCGGGACCUCUACAUCAAGAACGGGCAGGGCUUCAUCCUGGUCUACAGCCUGGUGAACCAGCAGAGCUUCCAGGACAUCAAGCCCAUGCGGGACCAGAUCAUCCGGGUGAAGAGGUACGAAAGGGUGCCCAUGAUCCUGGUGGGCAACAAGGUGGACCUGGAGGGCGAGCGGGAGGUCUCCUUCGGGGAGGGCAAAGCCCUGGCCGAGGAGUGGAGCUGCCCCUUCAUGGAGACCUCGGCCAAAAACAAAGCCUCGGUGGACGAGCUCUUCGCGGAGAUCGUCAGGCAGAUGAACUACGCCUCGCAGCCCAACGGGGACGAGCAGUGCUGCUCCUCCUGCGCCAUCCUCUGAGGGCGGCGGCGGGCCGGGGCUGUGUGCGGGGACACGGCGGUGGCGGCCGGCGGGAGAGGCGGCGGGAGCGACUCCGCGCCCCGGCCGGCGCAAGCCGCGGGGCGGGCGCGCUGCCCCCGGCAGCCGCCGAAAACAAACACACACACACACACACACACACACACAGAGCAGAAAAAAAAAAAAAAAAAAGAAAAAUCGAAAAAAAAAAAAAUCGUGUUGGAAAUGUGGCUUUUUUCGGCAUGUACGUUUCGUCCAGUCUUGGUCGUUGCAUAUUUCCUGUCAGUGUCCGCCGCGGGCUGCCGCCCUGCGCCGGCAGCGGGCACGGGGGAGGAAGGCUUCGGCGAGGAGCGGUCCCUGCCCGCCUGGAAGAGCGGGGCGCAGGCGGGAACACCCCCCCGACCCCCCCCCGCCCCGCCGGGACAGGCGUGAGGAGAAACCGCGGCCCCGGUGAGGAGCCCUCCCCCCGCGGCCACGCGUGGAGCGCCCCGCCGCCCGCCCCCAGGAUCUCUAUGCAAAGUUGGGUGGCUGUGCCGGGGCGUCCAGCCUGGAGAAUUGCACAUCUGAACUGGGACUUUUAACUUAAAACACUGAUGCCAAUACAGUGUGGGGUGCCAGAAAGUGUCUGCUGAUGAAUAUCCGUGAAAUAAUUUUCUAUUUUGUUUACCUGCUGUAUCGGAUGGGAGUUCGCAGGAGAGUGGUAGCGUGUUGGGUUUUUCCUGUUUUUUGUUUGUUUUUUUUUUAAAAUCAGCUGUGAAAAUGUUACAAAUCUGCACAAUUUUUUGGGUGUGCGUGUGUGUGUGAUUUCGUUUCUAUUUUAAUUUUUCUUCGGCGGGUGGGAGCGGUGGUGUUUUUGUUCCGAGGGUUUUUCUUUUGGGGUUGGCAAUAACUGAUUUUGAUGACUAGCUCUCUAAAGUGCAAAGACUUCCUAUAUGUGAUGCAGGGCCAACAGCAACCCUGUGUCUGUAGAGUGCCUUCAAAACUCAGCUGUUCCAGCCGGUGCCAACCUGUGAAAGCUCCACAGAAUCCCAUUAUCUACUACUCCAAAAACUACUUAACAGUUUCCUUGCAGUAAUCGUACCGAACAAGCCAGGACAAAAGGGCCUAUUGUUAGUGGAAUUUAUUUCUUAGUUCCAUCUGAGCCUUUUAACUGCUAUUUCCAUGUUUUGCAAGUUCGGGCUUCAUUUACUUCAAAUUUACAAGAAUUUAGCCUCUUGGGAUUUGGGGGGGGGGGGGGGCUUGCCUUUUUUUUUUUUUUUUUUUUUUUUUUUUUUGCUCCCCCCCCCUUUGGUUUUGUUGUGGGGUGUACCUCCAGCCAGCAAAGAAGGAAAUCUUAUCGUUGUGAUGUACCAAGAAAAUUCUAACAACUGUCAUUUUAAUUCCAGACAUGCAUUUAAGAGAUGUCUAUCCAUUUUAAGAAUUUUAAUACAAAUGCUGUUUUUUAGAAAACAACUUUGUGCGCUUUUAUGUAUUACAUGAAACACUAACUUUCACGUAGGCUGUUAAUCCUGAUUUAUAUCUUAAUAGAAGUGAAAGGCGGGGAGGGGGCUCGAUUUAGCUAAGGACAGUGUUUAAAAAAAAAAAAAAAAAAGGACAAACCACAAGAUUGCUAUUUUGCCUAAUAUUUAGUCAUUUUUAAUACAGUUUUUCAUUUGUGUUUAGGUCCUGACCCUAUGUGAUGCCAGCAUGUGAGUGGAACGCUGUAUUCAGUAGGCAGCUUUAGGAAGGUAGUGUGGCUUUAAUGCAAAAGGACUUGUAAGAUUAGGUCCUUAUUCCUUACUGGGAACAGCAUGGUUUAUUGGGGUAAAAUUCUAAAGGUCAAUUAUUUAUAAAAUUUAAGCUUUUAAUCUCAUUGCAUUAUAACUCUUUAAAUUAUACAUCAGACCAGUAUUUCUUUUCUGGUUUGCAGAGGGGUUGGGCUGGGAGGAGAGCUGUACCUUCUGUCAUUUGGAAGAUCUAAGGAGUUUGUUUACCUCCAUUAUCUUCCUCUCUUAGCCCCUUCUUUAAGGAUUAGCACACAAAACUUGCAACUCUUUUUUUUUUUUUUUUUUCCUUUUUUUUCCUUCUCCACCCCAUCCCAAGAAGACUUGAAAUUAUCUUACAACAUGAAAGCAAAAGUUGAGCAAUGAUGUGUAAAGGGGUUUUUAAUCAGGCCAACUGAAAACUAACUGCCAUGACUCCUACCGUGAGUCUGAUAAUUUCUUCUAUUUUAAGUAGGAAAACUUUCUGCUUCAGCACUGGAAGUGUUUAGUAUUAGUUUAAUUCUAUGUAUUGAAAUCCCAGUGAUUGAAAUGAAAAUUAUAAUCUUGUAUUUUAGUUGAAAAUUGGAUGCUUAUUUUAGCAACAUCCAGUAUGUACUGAAAAUUUGGAAAAGAUUGUAUACUUAAGUAUUGAACAUAUCUCCUCUCCUGAGCUCACAUGUAUCCUUCAAAACAGCAAGGACCUGUUCUGAUACAAUCAGUCAGGUUGUAUCAGUCAGACUGAUACAAUCACAGUUAAAAACAAAGAGGGUUGGAGAAGGCAACCCUGGUGAUGGUCCCUCAACGUCUGCUUGGGGCCUUUGUAUAACAGACAAAUUGAUCCAGCCCCCCAUUUCUAAGUGAAAACCAAAAACCUCUUUGCAGGUUAUCUUCCAUAAAUUUCUAAAAAUUAGUUAGAAGCCAGCUCAUCUAGGACUUCCGUAUUAGAAGUAAGGGCUUCUUGUAACAAAAAUACUGCAUUGAAAACUAAGAAAGCUUGACCGCCGCCAUGUUUGCAGUUUAAAAAAGUUCAUGUCUGAAGUUUUUAAAAAAAAUGCCAUAAAUUUACAUCUUGACUAUUGCUAUGGUUCAAUUUUGCCUUAAAAUUCAAUGGGACUAUACAGUUUUUAGCACCCAACAGGCCUUGGUCUAGAUCAGUGUAUUGAAAGCAACUUGUUCUGCUUAAUAAAAGCAGGUAUUUAUUCUGUUCUCCCCAACAGAUAGCAGAUUCUUCAUGUUUUCUAGUGCCUCCUGUUUCCUUACUGCCUGUGUUGUGAUUAAGGAAUGAUGCAAAAAUGGGUGUUUGUAGCACAGAGCGGCACAUAAAGUCCAGUUUUUCUCAGCCUAGCAGAGCAGCUGAAAGCAGCCUAAUAAGUUCUGGAUUAUGCUGGGCUUUCUUGUAGAUACAUUCUGGUUCUUGCCAAAAAGGUGUGUUCGUUAAACAGUGAAGCGUUUAAGAAACCAUGGCAUGGGUCUAAUCAAAGUUUUGAAUGUAUUUAGAUGUUCAAUGUUCUCUAUGACUUCGUGAGGACAGUACAAAAAGUAGAACUCAGUAGUCUGAUCUUCCAAAUACUCUGAAGUGUUUUGGUGCUUGUUACACAUAGGCCUUGUCUAUAAAGUAGGAAAAAGUCAUACUGCUUUAACUUGACUGAAUAAUGAAAGCUAUAUUAGCUUCUACACUUGAGGAAAAUGUUGUAUCAAUAUAAAGGUACUCUUUUAUUCCUUUUCCCUGUGGGAAUAUGUUAUACCCGUGUCAAUACAAAGGUGGUAUAUAGCUCUUUUCACAGUGAGAAUUGCAAAUAUUUAAUUGAUUUGGAAGAAAAAUUACAUUCCCGGCCAAAAUACUUCCUAACAAUGCAGAAAUUGUGUAAACAAGGCCUUACUUUAAGGCUGGUCUUAUGGCCACAUAUUUUGCUGUACAUAAUGAUUGUAUUUUUAAAAAAUCCAAGCUUGUUCUAUUGCAAGAAAGCGUGUUGUUGAAAUCCUAGUCUCUGUGAUUGUAACCGUGCAGUAUUCUCGACCUCAUUUUCAAUACAAGUGUGGUUCUUCUCAACAUGAUGCUCAGGCUUUAUUGAUGCUUACGUUUCUGGAGAUGAUGUUGAAUUCUGUGGCUAUGGGAUUCCUGACGGUUAUGCUUCUCUCAAAAGAAUGUAUGGCAAGUUUUUUGCAAAGGGCAUUUUAAAUAAAGGGCAGCUGGCUCUUUAUGA